UGGUGUCCCCAUCCCCAUUCCCACAUUCCCAUUCCCAUUCCCACAUUCCCAUUCCCACAUUCCCAUUCCCCCAUUCCCGUUGCCCAGGUGCGCUCACUGACGGUGGUGUCCCCAUUCCCAUUCCCACAUUCCCAAAUUCCCAUUCCCGUUGUCCAGGUGCGCUCGCUGACGGUGGAGCGGAAGGCGUCGGAGCAGCUGCGGCGCCUGGAGCGGACGCGCGUGGAGCGCUUCCCGGACCUGGCGGCCGAGCGGGAAUGCCGGGAUCGGGAGGAGCGGGGCCGGCGCCGGGCGCAGCUGCAGGAGCUGCGCAGGGCCGAGAGGGACGAGCUCCGGAGGAAGAAGGAGCUGGAGGAGCUGCGGAGCUACUCGUCGCUGAUGAAGGCGGAGAACAUGUCCUCCAACCAGGACGGGAACGACUCCGACGAUUUCAUGUGAAGCUCCCGGCCCGGGAACGCUCCCGGCGCUGCCGCGGCCGAAAGAAUUCCCGGGAAAACGAACUCCGCCUCUGGAAAACGUCGGGAAUGCGCGGCCGGAUCCGGCCCCGGGGGCGCUCCCGGCCCCGCUUUCCCAAGGACGAUGCGAGGGAUUUCCCGGGAAUGGGGGAGCUGGAAAAGCGGAGCGAACAAAGCCUGGGCUCCGGGAA
This is a messenger RNA of Corvus hawaiiensis (hawaiian crow), 643 nucleotides long. It is a transcript of the gene CCDC25, whose product is annotated as coiled-coil domain containing 25. Lineage: Eukaryota; Metazoa; Chordata; Aves; Passeriformes; Corvidae. The transcript is spliced from 3 exons. The annotation marks the transcript as partial. The record is from RefSeq and is a predicted model, not a curated record.